Messenger RNA from Passer domesticus (house sparrow), 108 nucleotides. It is a transcript of the gene STRIT1, whose product is annotated as small transmembrane regulator of ion transport 1. NCBI's taxonomy places the organism in Eukaryota, Metazoa, Chordata, Aves, Passeriformes, Passeridae. Bases 1 to 108 code for a protein of 35 amino acids. The record is from RefSeq and is a predicted model, not a curated record. The transcript is spliced from 2 exons.
AUGCCCAGCAGCGGGGACGCCCCGCUGUCCCGCCUGCUCGUGCCCCUGCUGCUGGCACUGGGCUGGAUCGUGGGCUGUGCCCUCAUGGUGUACAUUGUCUUCUCCUGA